Molecule: messenger RNA, 2259 nt
Organism: Purpureocillium takamizusanense
Lineage: Eukaryota; Fungi; Ascomycota; Sordariomycetes; Hypocreales; Ophiocordycipitaceae
Exons: 2
Coding region: 747-1988 (413 amino acids)
Source: RefSeq, a predicted model, not a curated record
CCGGAAUCGCUCCGCGUUGAACAUUGGAUGCCUUUUUCCUCCUUUCCUGCUUGCUUCCUUGCCAAUCUCAAGUCCACACGCAUCGACUCGCCUCACUGUCGAGGGGGUUGUCUUUUGUGGCAUUGCUCACCACCACCACCCAGACCAGAUCGGUAUUCGCCCACGACGCUGGCCCGGCCAACACUUCGGACGCCCAACAACUGAGGAAACUUGCAGAGCUGCCACACCUUCCCAGCCCCUCGACAAUCUGCACAAGUGUGGGCAUCUGCAGGCCCCCCGGCCACCUCAUCCCCACCCCCACCAAAGUCCACGGCGCCGACGUAUAAAGAGAGUCCUUGUGCAACCACACCAAUGUCUCCGAGCCUCGUUGCCUCGCCGUCCCCGCCUCUCUUACACCGGUACACUCAGCAAGGUGGCAGGAUCCGUCCGGCUGCCGUACCGCGCCAAAAUGAUGCCAUCAAUGUUCAGCAGUCUUAGCUUGUUCUUCGCUCGACGCGGAGUCAACUCGCACAGCAUGCUCGACAACUCGGCGGCGGCAACAUGACAGAAGAAAAAAAGUCUCUUUGGACACGACCCGGCACUCGAUUUCAGAACAAGGCAGCCGAGUCUGGGGCAGUGUCCCCGCCCUCAACCCGCCCCUCCAACUUUCGCGUUCAUCCCGGUCUCCGAUCACGACCCCCCGCUGCGGCCGCCGGGCCUGAAGCCAUCUCGACGCCCGCAAGUUUCCCCCCCGUCGACAUCCUUGCAUGAGGCUUCGUGACCUUCAGCUCUGGAACGCCUCGAGUUUGCCUGUCAGCAGAACCUCAGCCGUUGUUCACUGCCUUGCAGUCCCUCCCCCGACAGCCGUGAGACCUCGCAAUACCCUUGAACCCGGCAGCAAGGUACUGGGGCGAAUCAGGGCUUUUUUGGUCCCGUCCGCCCAGGCGGCUUUAUGUCAACGUGACCCGGCUGGAAAACAAGGCAAAAUGGCUGAGGUCGUAGGCGUCGUUAGUGCGGCAGUGCAGUUGGGCCAACUCUGCCUGUCGAUCUCGAGCCAUAUACACGGCCUCAAGAAGUCUACAAAAACGCUGGAAAACUACAACAGGGAGCUUACAGAAGUGAGCCAAUUGUCGGACCUGAUAACUAAGAAUCCCUCCUUACAAACGCCGGAGGUCGAACGGUAUACCAAAACUCUCUUGGAGCUGAUUCAACAGACAGGUCUUGCGACCAUCCUCGGCAAGCAGUGGCUGACGCGGGCCUUCUUUCUGCUCCAUAAGCAACAGGACCUCAACAACGCCAUAAGCGCCGUCGAGCGUCAAAAGACGAGCCUGUUGCUUUACAUGGACGACGUCACUUUACAGAAGGUGCAACAAAUAAACGUGAAUAUCAACAGGCUCAUCGGUACCCCUGAAAGAGACCAAGAGAACACCAUGUCCGGCACUCGAACCCAGAUCAUCACCAACGAGACCGGACGCGAUCGCAUACUUGAAGCUUUUCCUCCGCGGGGACAGAGCGAGAACAGCACUGUCAUGGCGCACUCGGCUCCUUCUGACGCGUAUCGUGGAGAGGGUCGCAGGCUUUCCGUGCCGAAUGUAGACUCCAACGGCGUUUUACUUCAAAUCAAUGGGGCCCGUGAUUCUGCAGCGCUUCGACGGGGCUCCAGAGCCAACCACGUGGGCAACUACGCGGGGCCCAACGUGAAUCAGUGGAACGGCGCCCGAGUCGAGGGCGCCGCCGCCAUCUUGCCUGGUCUGAAGGACACGACGGAGCACCGAGACGCGAAGAAGGAGGGGCCUGGAGAGCAGCGCAACGGGAGCACGUUUUACGUGGAAGGCGACCUGGUGGCCACACUAGACAUUGCAAGCCUUUCGGGCUAUCACACCAACGCCAGUGCAACUACCGUCCCCAGCGUGAAUUCGGGGUCCAACGCCAGCUUCAGCAGUGAAGGAGACGUGCAAGAGACUUGCCAGAUCAAUGGCCCCAGCGUGUACUUUAGGAAGAGCACGUGAACCGGCUGGUGAUGGACGUCUGAAUAUGGAUGCAACGCAGACAGGAUGUUCAUGACGGAUGGAGGCAUUGGCCCCGGCUGGAGGUGCAGUACAUUCGUUUUCUUCCAAGACAUUAAACAGAGGAGACUACUGUACAUAAACACGACGACGUCAUCCGGGGGAAUCGUGACUCAAGUGCUCGCCAUGUGAUCCUGUGCGGCUGCACUCCAUGGGCGGCUCUGCGACAUUUCACCUCUUCCCCAAGCCGCCUUUUUGAUGAGAUCCCGUGAAC